UUCGCUAUCAGCAAAAACCAUAUAAUAAAAAUUAAAAAUUACAUUAAAACCUAGUUUUCGAUCAAAACUCUCUCUCUCUCCCUCAUCGUCUCUCCACCACCAGAUUCUCCGCUCUCUCCUCCGUCAAACCAAGAUCCCAGAUCUCCGAUCUAUCUCCGUCGCCGUCGAUUGAUCCUCCGCCGUUUCAAACUUUCUCCUCGUUGCUGCCGCCCCCCCCCCUCCCCUCACCGACACCGUCAGUGAAGCUGGGGGAUACGAUACGUCUUUUGAUUGCGUUUAUUAUACAUUCGAGAUGGCUUCAGAAGGAAAAAUGUUAUUUGAUCUUAAUGAACUUCCUACGGAAGAUGAUGAUGGUAGUGGUGUGAAUCAGCCUCAGAAGGCUAUCCCAUCUGCAAGCCCCAAUACUUCUACUGGCUUGCUGGCAACACCUCAAGAUAAAGCAAACAGCCGAGUGUUCUUGCAUGCGUCUACGGCGUCUGGCUUUCAGCCUUUUGUCCGCCCCUUGGCUUCUCAACAUACAGAUGUAGUGGUUGAACGGAAGACAGACGAGUUUGCUUACAAGGAAGCAUCAUCAUCAGUAGUUCCGGAUGACGCUGGAGCACCUGAGAGAGAAGAAGGGGAAUUGAUGGAGUCUGAGGCUCCUGCUAGUGAUAGUAUCGAUUGUAAAGGUAUGGCGAUGCCAGAAACUGGCGUCUCUUCUGAUGAUUCUAAAGUUACAGAGAAAGGUUGUAGCACAGUAGGAUUAGAUGUUGCCUCAGACUCUGGUCUUCAAAAGAGGAACGUCAACCUGAGUUCAGAAUGCAGUGGUAAAGAUAGUGCAUCUAUAGAUGGUGGUCCGCAAGAGCAGGGUUUAACUGUGAAGCAGAGAGAAACGAAAGGAGUUGAAGCAAGUCAUGCAAUCAAGUGCGCAAAUACCACUGUCAAAAGAAAGUGGGAUCAACAGAAAGAGACCAUGUUGGGAAAGAAACGAAACAGGCAGACUAUGUUUCUCAACCUGGAAGAUGUCAAGCAAGCUGGCCCUAUUAAGACCACAACACCUAGAAGACAGAAUUUCCCGCAACCUGUUGUCACACGCACAGUUAGAGAAUCUCGCGCAGGGGCUGAGCAAGGAACGUCUGAACAGAAGUCAGAAUCUAAUGGGGAAUCACAACCCGGAUUGGUUGCUAAAACUAGGCGGAUAAACGGGGAUGCAGGACCUUCUUCAGAGGGGACAACGACAUCCGUGUCAAGGCAGGGUUCAUGGAAGCAACCGGCAUAUUCACAGUCGAAGCCUGGUCAGUCGUCAAGUAGACAAGUCUCCUUGCGCAGUCAAAGUUCUGCAGACUCAAAGUUCGGAAACAAGAAGCUUACGUCGUUCAAGAAGCCAGUCACAAAUAGUACUCAAUACCAAGAUACAUCUGUGGAGCGUCUUAUACGAGAGGUGACCAACGAAAAGUUCUGGCAUCAUCCAGAGGAUACUGAGCUCCAGUGUGUUCCUGAGCGGUUUGAAUCCAUGGAUGAGUAUGUUAGAGUGUUUGAACCUUUACUUUUUGAGGAGUGCCGGGCACAGCUUUACAGUUCAUGGGAAGAAUCAUGCGAGGCAAAUUCAUACAUGAAGGUCAGAAUAAAGUUUGUGGAACGAAGAGAGCGAGGUUGGUAUGAUGUGAUACUUAAUUCACUAAAUGAAUGUAAAUGGCCAUUCAAGGAGGGUGAUGUUGCAGUUCUGUCAACACCUGUUCCUGAAUCAGAAGGAGAGCAUGAGGAUGGUGGACGUGUAGCUGGUACAGUUAGGAGAUAUAUACCUGUUGACACUCGAGAUCCCCAUGGAGCGAUUCUCCAUUUCUAUGUUGGAGACUCUUAUGACUCCGGCAGCAAUGUUGAUGAUAAUCAUAUAUUACGGAAGCUUAAACCGAAGGAGAUCUGGCAUCUGACAGUGCUUGGUUCGCUUGCAACCACACAGAGGGAAUAUGUUGCUUUGCAUGCAUUUGGUCAGCUUAACCCACAGAUGCAAAAUGCAAUUCUCAGACCCAGCCCGGAGCAGUUUCCUAAUUACGGUGAGCAAACUCCUACAGUACCCGAUUGUUUUACUCCGAGCUUUGCUGGCCAUUUGCAUAGAAGCUUUAAUGCUCCACAGUUGGCUGCAAUCCAUUGGGCUGCAAUGCACACUGCAGCUGGUACCAGCAGUGGGGCUAAGAGGCAAGAUCCAUGGCCAUUUACUCUUGUCCAAGGCCCUCCUGGAACAGGCAAGACACACACAGUGUGGGGAAUGUUGAAUGUCAUCCAUUUGGUUCAGUAUCAGCAGUAUUACACUUCCUUGCUGAAGAAAUUAGCUCCUGAAAGUUAUAAACAAGUUAAUGAGGGCAGUUCAGAUAAUAUUGUGUCUGGGUCUAUUGACGAAGUCCUACAAAAUAUGGAUCAGAACCUAUUCCGUACUCUACCAAAACUGUGUGCGAAACCAAGGAUGCUCGUUUGUGCUCCUUCAAAUGCUGCGACCGAUGAACUUCUCUCACGUGUCCUUGAUCGUGGUUUUAUUGAUGGGGAAAUGAGGGUUUAUCGACCUGAUGUUGCUCGAGUAGGUGUUGAUACUCAAACUAGAGCUGCUCAAGCAGUCUCUGUGGAGCGGAGAAGUGAUCAGCUAUUAGCCAAGUCCCGUGAUGAAAUUCUAGGACACAUGCACAACCUCAGGUUACGAGAAGCUCAGCUCUCUCAAGAAAUUGCUGGACUUAAAAGGGAACUUACUGCUGCAGCCUUCACUAAUCGUUCGCAGGGAUCCGUUGGUGUUGACCCUGAUGUUCUUAUGGUUAGAGACCAGACCAGAGAUGCAUUGUUACAGCGCCUUUCUGCUGUGGUGGAAGCCAGAGAUAAAGAUCUUGUUGAAAUGUCUCGCCUUCUAAUUGUUGAGGGGAAGUUUCGCGCAGGUAACAGUUUUAACCUUGAAGAAGCUCGCGCAAGUCUUGAGGCGAGUUUCGCGAACGAGGCUGAAAUUGUUUUUACAACCGUAUCAAGCAGUGGUCGUAAACUGUUUUCUCGUCUUACACAUGGCUUCGAUAUGGUGGUCAUCGACGAGGCUGCCCAAGCUAGUGAAGUUGGAGUUCUUCCUCCACUUGCUCUUGGUGCUGCAAGAUGUGUACUCGUCGGUGAUCCUCAGCAGCUUCCUGCUACAGUUAUCAGCAAAGCUGCUGGAACCCUGUUAUACAGCAGAAGUCUCUUUGAAAGGUUUCAGUUAGCAGGCUGUCCAACAUUGUUGUUAACUCUUCAGUAUAGGAUGCAUCCUCAAAUUCGUGAUUUCCCUUCACGAUAUUUCUACCAAGGACGCCUCACUGACAGCGAAAGUGUUACCACUGCUCCUGAUGAGAUUUACUACAAAGAUUCUGUACUCAAGCCUUACCUUUUCUUUAACAUCAGUCAUGGACGAGAAUCCCAUAGAGGUGGAUCAGUUUCUUACGAGAACAUUGAUGAAGCUCGCUUCUGUGUUGGACUUUACAUGCAUCUUCAGAGAACUCUUAAGUCAUUGGGUGGGGGUAAAGUCUCUGUUGGGGUGAUAACUCCAUAUAAACUGCAGCUAAAAUGCCUGAAAAUGGAGUUUGGAAACGCUUUGGGACCAGAUGAAGUGAAAGAGAUUUAUAUUAAUACCGUAGACGCGUUUCAGGGUCAAGAACGUGAUGUCAUAAUCAUGUCAUGUGUGCGUGCUUCCGGUCACGGGGUUGGGUUUGUCGCGGAUAUACGACGGAUGAAUGUUGCUCUCACACGUGCCAAAAGAGCUCUAUGGGUGAUGGGAAACGCAUCUGCUCUGAUGAAGUGUGAGGAUUGGGCUGCACUGAUCACGGACGCCCGAGAAAGGAACUGUUUUAUGGAGAUGGAGUCUCUUCCCAAGGAUUUCCCGGUACCUAGCUUUAUCCCUAAAGCGCCUAAUGCUAGAGGUUUUAGGCCAGGUGGGUCAAGGACCAGAUCAAUCGACAUGCUGCAUAAUGAGACAAGGUCAGGGACACCAUCAGAAGACGACGAGAGGCAGCAGCAGCUUAGCGCAAGGAUGACGACGUUUCCAAGAAAUGGUAAUUUUCGAAGGGAGAAUUCAGUAGUUGAUGAUUCUGAUCAGUCUUGGCAACAUGGGACGAUCCAGAGGAGGCAAAAUUUUGGACGGCCUUUUGGGAGAAGAGACUAAUUUGUAAGUUACCAAGUUUGGGAUGAUUUGUUUGUCUUACAAUAGUUCUUACCGAGUAAUCUCCAUACCCCCACACUGGCCAGUUCAAUGUGUUGGCGUUUUGUACAUAUAAUCUUUUUUAUAUCAAUGAAAAAUCAUAUAUUCUUUAAA
Molecule: messenger RNA, 4291 nt
Organism: Brassica rapa (field mustard)
Lineage: Eukaryota; Viridiplantae; Streptophyta; Magnoliopsida; Brassicales; Brassicaceae
Product: probable helicase MAGATAMA 3
Molecular function (GO): helicase activity
Source: RefSeq, a predicted model, not a curated record